CUUUACGUAGGUCUAGGUCGGGCGAUAAUUCAAGAUGGCGUCCCCCACUAAGAAUGGAAAUCCACCGGCACAAAUUCCAAAAUCGAUUAAAUUCUUGUUCGGUGGAACAGCUGGGAUGGCUGCAACAUUGUUUGUCCAGCCCCUAGAUCUGGUCAAGAACAGGAUGCAGCUCAGUGGUGAGGGAGGAGCCAAGAGGCAGUACAAGACCAGCUUCCAUGCUCUACGCUCAAUUAUUGCCAAUGAAGGAUUGUUUGCUGUCUACACCGGGUUAUCAGCUGGUUUGUUCCGCCAAGCCACAUACACCACUACACGGCUAGGAAUCUACACAUCACUGUUUGAAUAUGCUACCAGAGAUGGUAAGAACCCAAGCUUUACCAUGAAAGCUCUGAUUGGUUGUACAGCCGGUGGUAUUGGGGCCUUUGUGGGGACGCCAGCUGAAAUCUCCCUCAUCAGAAUGACAGCUGAUGGAAGAGUGCCGCUGGCGGAGAGGAGAGGGUACAAGAAUGUGUUUAAUGCCAUCUACAGGAUAUCUAAUGAAGAGGGGGUGGCCACUUUGUGGAGGGGCUGUUGGCCCACUGUAGCCCGUGCCAUGGUUGUGAAUGCGGCACAGCUGGCCUCCUACUCACAGGCGAAAGAGAUACUGAAAAACACAGGGUAUUUUGCUGAGGGUUUGUUUCUGCAUUUCUGUGCCAGUAUGGUCAGUGGCCUGAUAACCACCUUCUUCUCCAUGCCUGUAGACAUUGCCAAGACCAGAGUACAGAACAUGAAGGUUAUUGAUGGGAAACCAGAGUACAAGGGAGCUAUUGAUGUAGUUGUGAAGGUGAUGAGAAACGAGGGAAUGUUUUCACUGUGGAAGGGAUUUACCCCGUACUACGCCCGGCUUGGACCACAUACUGUGCUGACAUUCAUAUUUCUGGAACAGAUGAAUAAAAAUUACAAGAAACUUGUACUUCAUGAUGAAUCAAGUGGUGGCGGUGGUUUAUAAUGAAAUUGUUUGGUAGCGAGAUAAACCUUGUUUUUUUACCGUUUAUAAAUAUUUGGUAAGCAGACUUUAUGUUUGAAGGCUUUUACAAACUUUAUAAUAAUUGUUUUUGUUGAAAUUCAAAUUUGAUAAUGGUUUUUAGAUUGAAAUGGUUUGUACUUGAUUAAAAUAGAUACUGUCUACUCUCUAAUUACAUCAUUGUCUGGGAAAAGCGGAAUCUUGGGAAAGAGAAUCAUAAUAUGGUUUAAUACCUGGAAAAGGUUUGUGACCUAUUAUUUGUGUCGUUGCUUUGUGACCUAAUAUUUGUGUCAUUUGUUUUGAAAUUAAGUGAUCUUUUUUGAGUGUUUUCCUUGUUUUUAGACUAUGCAUUAACUCCUAUAUUAAAACAGUAACAAUAAGCAAAGCUUGUGCAUUCAGUAACAAACUGUGGAUAAUUACAAUGCUCAUCACUUAAACCACACACUAGUUAUUGUACAUGGCCCUUUACAACAUGGUACAAAACGGUUUACCCACAACCCUUACAAUUGAAAUUAUACACUCGAGCUGAAGGGCUUGAGUUAUCUUUUAAUAACUUUGAUUGGGGACGCAGUGACUAUACUUAAAUGUUAUGUAGUAAGUUUUGUUUUAAGUAAUUAAUAUUGUUAUGAUAUAUGUUUUGUUUUAAGUAGUAUGUUGGUACUUUUUAGCUCACCAAAGCACGAAGUGCUCAUGGUGAGCUUUUGUGAUCGGUCUUUGUCUGUCGUCCGUCCGUCAGUCUGCACACAAGAAUGGGUAUAUAUUGGGUACUUAUUCCUUCAUUCCUCACAGAAGAUAAAUUUGUUAGGUAGCACUUGUUGGUUAGGGUUAGUAGGGUAUUAGUGGAUAUAUUUUUUAUAAUGGGAGUAAUGGGAAAGUAUCUAACAAAGGUUGAUAUGUGAGAGUGUCCGUCCGUCUGUCAGUCCAUCUGUCAACAAUUGCUUAAAAAACAUCUCCUCUGAAACUACAUGGCCAAAUUUGAUGAAACUUCACAAGAAGCUUCCUUGGGUGCCCCUCUGCAAAAAUACAACAAGGGGUCAUGAUUGAUUAACAACAACAACAACAACAACAACAAAAUGGCCAACUUCCUGUUUUGCUUUAAAAAACAUCUCUUCUGAAACUACCAGUUCAAAUUCAAUUAAACUUUACAGGAAGCUUCCUUGGGUGACCCUCUACAAAUACAUGUAUACAACAAGGGGUCACAAUGGAUUAACAACAACAUAAUGGCCAACUUCCUGUUUUGCUUUAAAAAACAUCUCCCCUGAAACUACCAGUCCGAAUUCAAUAAAACUUUACAGGAACAUUCCUUGGGUGACCCUCUACAAAAAAAAGGGGUCACGAUUCAUCAACAACAACAACACAACAACAAAAUGGCCGACUUCCUGUUUUGCUUUAAAAACAUCUCCUCUGAAACUAGCACUCCAAAUUCAAUGAAACUUUACAGGAGGCUUCCUUGGGUGACCCUCUACAAAAAUACAACAAGGGGUCACGAUUGAUCAACAACAACAACAACAAAAUGGCCGACUUCCUGUUUUGCUUUAGAAAACUUCUCCUCUGAAACUACAUGUACCUGUCCAAAUUCAAUGAAACUUCACAGGAACCUUCCUUGGGUGACCCUCUACAAAAAUACAUCAAGGGUCACGAUUGCUCAGCAACAACAACAACAUCAGCAACAACAACAAAAUGGCUGACUUCCUGUUUUGCUUUAAGAAAACAUCUCCUCUGAAACUACCACUCCAAAUUCAAUGAAACUUUACAGGAAGCUUCCUUGGGUGACCCUCUACAAAAAUACAACAAGGGGUCACGAUUGAUCAACAACAACAACAACAACAACAAAAUGGCCAACUUCCUGUUUUGCUUUAAAAAAAACAUCUCUAAAACUACCAGUCCAAAUUCAAUGAAACUUUACAGGAAGCUUCCUUGGGUAACCUACAAAAAUAAAAAGGUUUGCGAUUGAUCAACAAUAACAACAACAAUCUGGCCAACUUCCUGUUUUGCUUUAAAAAACAUCUCCUUUGAAACUACCAGGCCAAAUUCACUGAAACUUUACAGGAAGCUUCAAUGCAUGACCCUCUACAAAAAAAAACAACAAGGCAUUGAGAUUUAUCAACAACAACAACAAUAAAAUGGCCGACUUACUGUUUUGCGUUAAAAACAUCUCCUCUGAAACUACCAGGCCAAAUUCAAUGAAACUUUACAGGUAGCUUCAUUGCAUGACCCUUUACAAAUAUAAAACAAGGCAUCGUCAUCAGUGAAGAUAUGUUUAAAUUGCAACAUUUUAAUUAAUGCUUUAUCAAUUGUGGCACUUUGCUUAGUUUUAGGGCAUCAUGGCCCUCUUGUUUGUAUUGUUCUUUGAUAACAUUGUGUUACUCCAUCAUUAUCUUUUACUUUUAUGAUUAAUUUAAUAAGCCUGUCCUUUGACCACAUGCAUGUGUCCCUGCUGUGAUAAGUGUUAACAAGGAGCUUUUAUACAGGAAAGGCAAAAAUCUACCAAAAUAUAAACUGUAAUAAUGUUCUAUUCAAUUAAAAUUAAGAUACUAAUUUUCUCGUUAUAGGUGGUUUGGAUAAUGUGGGAUUAAAAUAAUAUUUUAUUCUCAGAACUCUUGAAUCUCAUUUUUACGACAUGUUGGUUAAUGAAAAAAUGGUUAAUUAUAUAAUCAGGUUAACUUGCAUCCAUAUUGAUGGUUUAUAAAUUGUAUUUAUGUUACAUGUAUGAAUAAUGUAAAAGAUGUGUUACCUAGUGUUUGAAAAUCAGACUCAAUUUGCUAUCGAUAAUCAAAUCGAAUCGAACCAAGCAUUUCGAUUUACUAUUGGACAAUAAUUGAACGUUCAUAAUAUCAGUAAGGAAUACAUUCUUUAUAUAUAGUAUCAUCAUGAUCAUUUAAAUGGUUAAACCUGGAAUCAGUACGUGUAAUGCUAUGGUCAUGCAUUUUGCAAUAGAAAGUAAAUUUCCAUAAUCUACUUCUGCCUUUAAUAACUUAACGAAAUACAUAAGAACACAACACAUAAAUAAUAAUUGCACAUCAAUUGCAAAAUGAUGCACACCACAUCAUGUAAGGUAUGUUAGCAUUUCAUCUAUGUUAAAGCAUAUUAAAUAUUUGUGAACCAGCUUAACAUUCAAUAACCUGUUAUAUUAAACAUUUCAUUAGAAUAACUUAAAUUCAUAAAAACUUUCACAAAAAACGUAAAUUAGUAAAUUACAAACGAUACCAAAAAAGGUUUCAAAAACAGAAUGCACACAUCCGGGAUCCCCGGUAUUUUCAGGUAAGACCUGACCCACUACACCACAGAGACAGGUUAUUGAAGGUUUUAUGAAAUAUAUAAACAAUUAAAAACAAUUUGUUAUUUUGGGAGAGUUUGUAACGAGACCGGAAAGAAAAAAUUGACAUUUACUCGACUUUUACCACAAAACAAAAAUUUACGUAGUUACCGGAAGUAACAUAAGCAACAUCGAUUUUGGACACCCACUAUCGAUUGUCCGCGACGAUUUAUCGAUUGUACUCGAUAAUCGUUUCAUCAUUUGUGUUACCCUAUUCUUGUCUAAUAAAUCAUGGAAUGCAAUUCCAAUGUGAGUGAGUGUAUUUUAAACAUUGGAACGACAAACCAAGUUAUACUCAAUAACAAACAGCAUAUCAAUUAAAAUAGUUAUACCGCAUAUUUGUUCAGCGUAUCAAAAUGAAAUAAAAAAGCAGGACUAUUUAUAUCUGUUAAAGUGUAAGGGCACAUUGUGUCAGGUUAGGCCAUCACACAAUAAGGCUAUCUUAACCCAUAUUAACCUAAAUCCAAUUUUAGCCCUUGAUUGCCUUUUUUUCUCGAUUGUUUUUUUACAUGCUCAUUAAUGCAUUCAUUUCUAAGACAAAGCCGUGAAUAGUCAAGCGUACUGUCCUACGACAUCUCUUGUUAACGGUGAUAUCACCCCUGGAGGUAAGAUGACUUCAUUAAAACGUCAAGUUUUACUAUUAUGAUUUAAACAAAAUAUUAACUACUUUAUUCAAAUAAAAAAACAUGAGAAAUAAAUAAAUGACUUGCUGGAAUAUUAAGCAAUUCUGGUUUCAAAUUUUUUAAAUUGUUUACAAACAUUCAGAGUGAUAUUUUUAUAUACACAUGCCACUAUGUGUAAUACACACAAAUAUGUCAUGGUUAUAUUAAACCAGAUAUUAGGUUUAGCAUGUGAUAAAAUAAUUUACAGGAUAGGUUAAUAUUGUCUAUCCUAAAACAUGGACAUAUUUCUUGAUAGUUUAAUUAAACAAAGCUGAUGUAUAGUAUGAGUCUGUAUGCAUACACUAUAAGGUAUUCUUCUAUUGAUACAGUCUUGUAUUGAUAAUUGGUAAUUGUAAAUCUUGAGAAUGUAUAUUUAGAUAUUCUUUGCUGCUGGGUGGUGCAGUAAUGGUUUCAUUAUUACAGAGAAUUUUGUCUAAAAAAUGAAAUGCUUGACUUAUUCAUUAUUUCAAUGUUUUGUUUAUUGAUUUGCCAUAUUGUAUAGUUAUGCUAGAAGACUCAAAGAAUUUGUAAUAGAACUGUAUCAAAUAAUCCUAUGCAGUUUUUGCAGUCUUGUGUCCAUUCGGAAAAAGUUCUGUAUUUCAUAUGAAUAUUAAUUUCAAGACAAAACUGUUUUUAUUUGUUGAAAUAAACUUAUUGCAGAAUAUGGAUAUAUGUAGGUUGUACCAUAGAUACAGGUUGAACCAUGUAAACAUUGUCUCAACCUUGUUGUUGGAUGAAUUGUUAAAAAUCAGUGCUUCAUAAUAUUAGUGCCCUAAUAAAAUCAAUCCAAAUU
Mya arenaria is the source of this 5771-nucleotide messenger RNA. RefSeq names its product mitochondrial 2-oxoglutarate/malate carrier protein-like. Gene Ontology annotation, biological process: malate transmembrane transport; succinate transmembrane transport; mitochondrial transport. The record is from RefSeq and is a predicted model, not a curated record. Gene Ontology annotation, molecular function: malate transmembrane transporter activity; oxaloacetate transmembrane transporter activity; sulfate transmembrane transporter activity. Gene Ontology annotation, cellular component: mitochondrial membrane. The transcript is spliced from 10 exons. Lineage: Eukaryota; Metazoa; Mollusca; Bivalvia; Myida; Myidae. Bases 35 to 985 code for a protein of 316 amino acids.